AUUUCAUCAACAAUUAAUGACUUGUCUUCAGCUGAAGCGCGUCGAAUGAACAACUAUUUCGUAAUGAAAGUUAGCAUUGUGUUUGGCAUUCUCUUGGUCAUUUCAAUAUCAGCAGAAGCGAAAAAGACAAAGAGGAAAGGGAAAAAGCCAAGUUUACCUGUGUGUAAGAAAGCGGAUAUCGUCCAACUUGAAAAUGCAUUAAAAGCUGAUAUCACUGAACUUGGUAAUACGCUUAAAGCUGGUGACAGUGAACUUAAAAGUUUGCUUGAAUCUGACAUUGCCGAGCUAAAGAAUGAUAACACUGAAAUCAAAUCUGCUCUUAGUGACAUGGAGACAAAACUGCUUGCCAAGUUGGGCGAACGUCAGGAUAAACUGGCUUUGACAAUUGAUUCGCAUUGGAGGGAUAUCACGGGCGCAUGCAUAGAAAGCAACAACAACCGCAUUAUCGAUUCAGUCGGUACCAUGGACGAUUGUAAGAAGCUAUGUGAAAACGAAGAAGAUUUUGAAUGUCGGUCCAUAGACUACCAUGCUUGCGACAGACGAUGUCAACUCUCGGUGAAGUAUUCGGGGAAUAAUCCGAUAAAGGACCCCUGCCAUGCUGGCCCUAAGUGGAACUACGCCGAGUUGGUCAAGCUUCAAAAUCAACAAUGCAGCUACAACUUGGUAAAUGACUCGAAUUGGAGGGAUAUCACGGGCGCGUGCAUAGAAAACAACAACAACCGCAUUAUCGAUUCAGUCGGUACCAUGGACGAUUGUAAGAAGCUAUGUGAAAUCGAAGACGAUUUUGAAUGUCGGUCCAUAGACUACAAUGCUUGCGACAGACGAUGUCAACUCUCGGUGAAGUAUUCUGGAAACAAUCCAAUAAACAACCCCUGCCAUGCUGGGCCCCUGUGGAGCUACGCCGAGAGGCAAUAAUUGACAUAUCAUUGCUUAUGGAGCUGUCGCACUUAGCCCAUGUAGGGUCGCCGUUCGCCACCGUGUGAAUACUUUACGGCAAACUUUGGGGCACCACGGUAGGCAAACAAAUCAACUUUUACAGGAAGACAUCUUCCGUUAGCCAUCACGCCAAAAUUAAUUAAUUAAAAAUUAAU
This is a messenger RNA of Owenia fusiformis, 1091 nucleotides long. Lineage: Eukaryota; Metazoa; Annelida; Polychaeta; Sabellida; Oweniidae. The record is from the annotation of a GenBank genome assembly.